Messenger RNA from Apis cerana (Asiatic honeybee), 3762 nucleotides. RefSeq lists its product as uncharacterized. NCBI's taxonomy places the organism in Eukaryota, Metazoa, Arthropoda, Insecta, Hymenoptera, Apidae. The record is from RefSeq and is a predicted model, not a curated record.
AUUAAGAUUGGGACGGAUUUAAUCUUCUUUUUCUUUCUUUUUUUAAAGAUUCCAUCUUUGAAAAAGUUUUUGCCCCGAGCGGGUAAACUCUCUCCUUUGCUUCCAUCAAAAAUGUAGCGGUAUCGCGCGAGUUUCGCAUGUACGCGCGAAUACAAUUUAGUUCUAUUAACAAUUACGCAAUUAUUAGACCGCUGUAAAACUGUCCGUUGUGGUAUCCGUUUCUUUUUCUUUUUUUUUUUUUCUUUUCUUCUUUUAAGCUACGUCGUAAUAUACAUGGUAUAUUAUAAAUCGUUAAAGCCAGUCUCGUUCGAGAUUUUAAGCCGUAAAAGCCUUGUUUCGUUUCGGGAAGGAACGAAGAACGAAGCUUUGCUCGAUUAAGAGAUUUAAACUAUUAAACGAUUCUUGUCCUCUUGCCUUCCGUCUGUUAAACGCACAGUUCGAGACGAAUGAUAAUUUGAUCCACGAUGACACGUCACGCUCGUACAUGUUUCAAACGUUCGGCACCGCUGACGAUGUACGUAGUGGUCGUGUGCUACCUCGCUCCGUGGGUAUCGCACGGAGUGUCCGGAGUGAAAAACAUCACCUACGGGGUAGCGAGACACCUUAGAUCUAUUGGAUUUCCCGAGGGCAGCGGCACAGGGAUAUUCUUCGCCGUUGGAGUGCCCAUUGAUAUUCCCGACAAAUCGGUGCUAUUUUCUCUGUAUUUCGAAGCGAAUUACGUGCUCCCAGGGGAGUGGAACUCCAAUUAUUAUUGGGACGAGUCGAAUCACGAAAAACGAAGUCUGGAUCGAAGGCUGGCUUAUGAUAUUCUUAUUAGCAAAUUGGAAAGUUUCGGUUAUUCCGGGGAAAAUUGUCUGCAAAAAAUGAUCUGCGAAGUUGCCAACUUUCCUCUAACUAAUAAUGGUGUGCUUGGCGAAGUCCUGCAAAUUUUAUUUACGCCAUCCUCUUCGCAAGAUGAAAAUCUUCCGAGCGAGAUCACCGAGGCUGAGUACGCGAAAGAUUGCAAUAACCGCUAUAAAAAAUGCCCUCAAAGUCCAUUAGCCUUGAUAAGGUAUCACGAUCUCAACGAUAAUAGUUAAAAAAGCCACGGUUAUUAAACGCAAUCUUCAUAAUUCGGUACGGUUCGUGGCCUGUCGUCCGAUAAUGAGUCUCGUAAAAAAACAAGAUUCUUACAUCUCUAAGAUAAAUAAUAUUUAUCAACAUCGAACGAUACAUACCACUUUUUUUGUACAACAAUAUCGUAAUAUUUAUUAAAUCGAAAAUACAUGCGUCUUUCCUCUCGUUACGUAUUCGCACGAUUCGUUUUUCAAUUUAAGGAACAUUUCGACAUUUCUUUAAUAAAAGCUCCAACCGAAUAUUCGCGAGACAUAUACGAAGGCUGUUCAUUAAAAAAAAAAAAGAGCGACGCAAUUUAUAAUUCUUUCUUAUAUAUGUAUAAAAAAUGAAGUGUUUAAAUUAUAAUUGUGACAACGAUGAGAGAUUGAAAAUGAUCGAAGUAAAAAUACUUAAGAACUAUGGAAGAAGAAUAUUAUCGAAACCGCUUCUUUUUGAAAAAAAAAAAAAAAAUAUGUAGAUAUACGCGAAGCACGUUGUUAUAUAAAGAAAAAAAUAAAAUUUCUUGAAUAUUAUGUACAAAGAUAUAUGUAUGUGUGCGUACACAGCUUGUUUAAAGUAAUUUCAUCACGAUGAUAUAAAAUUAAACGACGUUCAACGUCUCGCAAAAUUAAUAAUAAAAAAAAAAUCCUGAUAAAUAUUAAUAAGUUCAAUCACUCUAUUUACAAUAUUUUUCAUUGUAACAGUGUAAGGAUCAAUAUCUUAGAUUUGUAGACACAGAGUAAUGCCAGCGAAACGAAAAUUUAGCCAAUAUUUAGUUUUCUUCUAAAUUGAUUAAAUGCAUUCUAUUGUGGAUUAUUGUAAUUUCUAAAGCUAAAAUUUUCGUUGUCAGAUCGUAAAUACCUGUGUCGAUUGAUUUAACUGGAACAUAAACAUAAUUAUCGAAUCCACAUUUUUAAAACUGCACCGGGCUUCUUUUACAAUGCAUUUCUUAAAUAAUUCUUAAAUAAUUUCUAAUAAGUAUUAUUUUUAAUUCUCUUCGAGUUUCUUCAUCAAAAUCGGCAAAGUUCGCUCUUCAUCCCUCGUUUUUCUAUGCUGAAGAUAGUGAGACACAUUUUCGUAUACCACAAAUGUGAUCACGGUCGCUGGAGUCACCCUGGUCAGGUUCGCAGACAGACCCUUGUAAAAUCCAUUCCCACCUUCAAACCUGCAAUUAACCACCAGCAAUACUGUUUUGUUAACUGCUUCCUUUUUCCUUUUCAUCAUAAUUGCGUGGCAAUUUCUGGAUUAAAUAGCACGUUCUCAUUCGCACUAUGAACCGGCGUACGAUUCUUGUCGUGAUUUAUCGAUCAAAGCGUUUAUUUUCUUUUAAAUGCAAAUCGUACGUCACGAAAAUUGUAAACGAUAAUCGUAAUAAUUACGAUACCGUUAAUAAACGUUAACGCAUACUUUUUUUCUCAUUUUGAAUUCAAUCUCUGUUGAAUCUCUCUAUUCAACGAUGAUCCUUAAUUAUCAUAGAUUUUUCGACAAGUGUGAAUUAUCUUGAUAAAAAAAAUCUCAUCCAAUUAAACAUGUGCGAUUAAAAAAAUGGAUAAAGGUAUUUCUUAAAAUCAAGACAAUUCCAAUUCUACAUGGUUUAUUUCUUAUUCAGAUAAUUUCACCUCGAUGAUAUGUUGUAGGUGUACAUACAACGUCAUAAAUUAUACACGUAAUACGUCCAAAAAUCGUACCGCUGGUGGUUUAAUAAAUCCGUCUAAUCGCAAUUACAUUCCACGAUGAUUCACAUCCAUUCAACACACAUCUAAACACACAAGUAAACACAAUGCUCUCUUACAUAUUGUACGUGCGUUAUUAAUAACUGUGGUCCCGCCACAGUAAUUAAUUCGUAGUGAAAGGGGAACAAAGAAGAGGCGAUCAGCUGAUCGUACGAGACAAUCAUCCGAUUCGAAGAAAAAUAUUUAAAUAAUAAUUGAUAGAAAAUCAGUGUACAUCUCACGCGAGAUCCCUAAAUCGUUAAUCGAUAAAUAUUUUUCUUCCAUCAAGCUCCAUAAACUUUACGCACAAUCAUCAAGCUUUGCGCUUACUAUUGCGGGAAAGAAAGAGCAUCUAAAUAAUCCAGUAGCUAAUUUAUACUGUAAAACAAUUAAGUUUCCAUUAAUGUUUAUUAAGUCACUUAUAGUUUUUAAGUAAUAAGUCCCAUUGUGGAAACAUAUAUAUAUAAAUAAAUUGUAUCUAUUGUUUGAAAAUUGCAAUGACAUUCAAUUUUAUUGCUAUAUCCUUAAUUAUACCGAGUACCAGACUCUACGGCGAACUUUGCAACAUUCAUCUAUUGAUUUCUCAAAAUGAGGUAAUUAUUCAUUGCAUACAGAAAUAUAAUAUAGGUAACAAUUAAAUUGUAAAUAAUUAUUACAUUCCUACGCACAUCUUCAUUUCGAUUAUUUUUAUUAGGGACUUGCAGCAUUAUUACGAAUUGUAAAUCACGCAAAAUCCAUUUUGUCUAUUUCGCAUAAAAAGAAAUAAAUUGCAACUAUUGCGCGAAUAGCAGUUGCAAUUUUAUAUUUGUGUGUAAUGUUUUGUAUCUUUCGCCAGUUACAGUUAUACAAUACACUACAAAUGUUUUAAAAUAAAACCAUUCUUAAUUCAGUUACAAAUAAUAUUAAUUUAUGAUAAGUAAGACUAUUAAAGUGUAAUUUCAUGUUUAAAAAAAAA